This is a messenger RNA of Tachyglossus aculeatus (Australian echidna), 1170 nucleotides long. RefSeq names its product ankyrin repeat domain 49 (gene ANKRD49). The coding region runs from base 171 to 908 and encodes 245 amino acids. The record is from RefSeq and is a predicted model, not a curated record. Gene Ontology annotation, molecular function: protein binding. The transcript is spliced from 3 exons. NCBI's taxonomy places the organism in Eukaryota, Metazoa, Chordata, Mammalia, Monotremata, Tachyglossidae.
CCGGCCGUCAUUGGCUGACGAGAGCGGACGGGGCGGGGACGGACCAAUCAGAGCGGGGCGGAGUGGCCGAGCCGAACCGAGCCGAGCGGAGCCGAAGGCAAGCCGAGAGCUGAACGAGACCAGGUCACCACGAGAAGAGUCACUGGAAGUUAGAGAAGUGCAUCGAUAAGAUGGAUCAAAGUGGGAAAGCAAAGGAAGAGGAGAUGGAAAGUGGCACACACGCCCCAAAAGAACUCCUAGAAUUUCCAGAGCAUUUCAACCAACUUGAAUUGUUGGAAACUCAUAGACACCUAAUUCCCACCGGCACCCAGAGUCUCUGGGAAGGAGAUUCUGAUGAGGAAGAAGAGCAGGAUGAGAAAACGGAAGAGUGGUAUCAAGCACAAGAAAACAAAUUGGAAAAAGAACCGGAGAAACUGCUGCUUUGGGCGGCUGAAAAAAAUCGGAUGGCCACGGUUCAGAGGCUGCUGGCGGAAGAGGCCGCCCGCGUGAACGCCAGGGACGAAGACGAGUACACGGCCCUCCACCGGGCCGCCUACAACGGCCACCUGGCGAUAGCGCGAGAGCUCGUGUCCCGGGGGGCCGACGUCCACGCCGUCACGGCCGACGGCUGGACCCCCCUGCACAGCGCCUGCAGGUGGGACCACGCCAGCGUGGCGGCCUUCUUGCUGCAGCACGAGGCGGACGUCAACGCCCAGACCCGAGGCCUGCUCACCCCCCUGCAUCUCGCUGCCGGCAACAGAGACGGCAAAAACACCCUCGAGCUCCUCCUCAUGAAUCGGUACGUCAGGCCGGGCCUCAAGAAUAACGCGGGCGAAACGGCCCUGGACGUCGCCAGGAGGUCAAGUGUCUACCACUACCUCUUCGAGAUUGUGGAAGGGUGCACCAAUUCUUCACCGCCGGAGUCUUAAGCGUUCUGCGGCCUUCUCGAAAUAAAACGUUUCUCCCCGCUCCUCUCCACCCGUGAUUUUUUGCCGGGGAGGGAAAAAAACCUUCCAGAAGGUGCCGUUUAAAUAAAAGACGGCUGGUGUUGCUAAACUGCUGAUAAAGGAUUUCCAAUGACUAGAGAUUUGCUGUCUGGAUACGUGUGAUAUUGGGCUGAGAGGGGUUUGGUUCUUUGUUCAGAUAUAACACUUGUACACAGUAGGCGCUCAAUAAAUACUAUUGAAUCAA